Molecule: messenger RNA, 514 nt
Organism: Scutellospora calospora
Lineage: Eukaryota; Fungi; Glomeromycota; Glomeromycetes; Diversisporales; Gigasporaceae
Source: the annotation of a GenBank genome assembly
AUGUUUCAUGGUCGACGAGGACAACGGGGUGGAGGUGGUCGUGGUUAUGGUGCAAGACCGAGUGGUCGUAACUCUUUUUCGCAGUCAACAGGACCUCCAGACAAAAUGGGUACUUUCCUUCACGCUUCUGAAGGUGAUAUGGUUUGCCUUUCGACAAAUAAAAAAAUACCGUAUUUCAAUGCUCCAAUAUAUUUGGAAAAUAAGCAAUCGAUUGGCAAAGUAGAUGAAAUUCUUGGUCCUAUGAAUAAAGUCUACUUUACAGUCAAACUUCAAGAAGGUAUUGUGGCGACAUCAUUUAAACUAAAUGAUAAAGUUUUUAUUGGUGAAGAUAAAUUAUUACCACUUGAAAGAUUUUUACCUAAACCACCUGCACCUAAGAAUAAAGUCCAAAAGAAAGCAUCGAAUGGUCGUGGAAAUUUCAGAGGUCGAGGUUUUGGCAAUGCAGGAUUCCGUGGCGGCAAUGGAGGAUUCCGUGGCGGUCGCGGCAACUUUGGAAGUCGUGGCCGUGGUCGUG